Linum tenue is the source of this 5681-nucleotide messenger RNA. The record is from the annotation of a GenBank genome assembly. Lineage: Eukaryota; Viridiplantae; Streptophyta; Magnoliopsida; Malpighiales; Linaceae.
UUAUGUUCAUUCAGAACAACGUGGUGGGUGAAAAGUAAAAAAAAGAAACAGAAUUUCAGUCCAGUCGCCAAAUCAGUACCCUCCUUUUUCAAUGCUCAAAAAGGAAGACCACAUUGCAAUUUCUCCCCUGUCCUGCCCUUAUCUCUGUAUGAACAAAAAAAACAGAGUACUCUGCCUCUGCACUUUCCUCUCUGUCUCUGUCUCCCUCUCCCUCCUAGAAAUCAAAUCCCCAUCUCUGCUUGCCACCUGCAGCAAGUAGUACGCCUUCGAAUCCAUCUCUUACUCCAUCCAAUUCCCUUCCAUUUCUACCCAAUAGCUUAGCUUUAUCUCCUCUUCUCGUCGUACCUUCAAUUACUGCACUCUGCGCCGACGGGGGAAGGAAAACGCUGCUUUAUACGAUGCCGUUUCCGACGUCGACGGCCGUUCUGUUGGCGUUGAGUUGCCUGUCCAUAUUCGUAGAGUUGCAAUCUCUUGCUCAAGUUUCCCCACCUCUACUUCCACCAGAAGAAGUUGAAGCACUUGGGAAGCUGCAGAACACCGGAUGGAAUGUGGAGAGGACUUCCUGCGGCAGCCCUCAGUGGCGCCGCACAAUCGCCGACGACAUCGAAUGCAAUGUUACCUGCGACUGUUCUUAUGGCAGUGGCACCAUUUGUCAUGUCACCAACGUGGUAGUGAAAGGAUUCAAUGUGACUGGAGUUCUGCCACCUGAACUUGGGAACCUGACUCGUCUUACCGAGCUGGAUCUUACUCGCAACUACAUCAAUGGAACCCUCCCUUCGAGUCUUGCACAGCUUCGCAACUUAACGACUCUGUCUCUUUUGGGUAACAGACUAAGUGGAACUAUCCCGUCGCAAAUUGGAAACAUUGCUACUUUGGAGGCACUGGUGUUGGAAGAUAAUCUACUAGGUGGACCAAUUCCAAGAAGCAUUGGGAAUUUGAGAAGAUUGAAGAGACUCCUUCUUUCUGCAAACAAUUUCACGGGCUCGUUACCGGAUAGCUUGGGGAAUUUACAGAACAUAGAAGACUUUAGGAUAGAUGGGAGCAGUCUUUCCGGAAAUCUGCCAGAAUUUAUAGGCAACUGGACCAAUCUUGAUCGACUUGACUUCCAAGGCACGUCAAUGCUGGGUCCUAUUCCUACUGCCGUCUCCAUGCUGACAAACUUGACACAGCUGAGAAUAUCAGAUUUGAGUGGACCAAGUUCAGUUUUCCCUGAUAUUAAGAACCUGACAAAGCUGGAAGAACUGGUACUGAGGAACUGCUUGAUCACUGGUUCAAUCCCAGAUAACUUUGGGGAAAUAACACAGUUAAAAACUUUGGAUUUGAGCUUCAACAGUUUGACAGGUACCAUACCACCCACCCUCCAAAGUUUGGAAAAUCUGCAGUACACGUUUCUGAAUAACAAUUCAUUGACUGGAGAAGUACCUGGUUGGGUAUUGAACAGUAGGGAUAACUUUGACUUGUCUUACAACAAUUUUACCGGGAGAGCUCAACCUAGCUGUCAGCAACUGGACGUGAACUUGGUUUCCAGCUAUUCACCUUCUGCGAGCAACUCGGUACCUUGGUGCUUAAGAAAGGACCUGCCUUGCCCUAGGGAUCCCAAGGAACAUACCUUGUUUCUAAACUGUGGGGGUCCCAGGGAAAGGUUUGAGGAUGAAAACUAUGAAGAAGACCUAACAGCCAAUGGUCGAUCCAACUUUUUCUCAGUAUCAGAAAGAUGGGGUUAUAGUAGUACUGGAAUCUACUUAGGCAAUGUUGAUGCUGAUUAUUUAGCAAGGAACGUUUUCGGCCACAAUGUGACUGGUGUCUAUUCAACUGCACGCCUCGCUCCUCAAUCACUCAAGUACUAUGGCUUGUGCAUGAUCAGAGGAAGUUACACCGUGAAGCUUCAUUUCGCUGAGAUCAUGUACUCCAAUGAUCAGACUUUUAGCAGCCUUGGAAGGCGCAUAUUUGACAUCUCAAUUCAGGGAGAGGUAGUCCGACCGGACUUUGAUAUCAUAACAGAAGCAGGAGGAGUUGGUCGUGGUAUCACCGAGGUUUUCGACAAUGUAACUGUGGAGGGUAACACUUUGGAGAUACACCUCUUCUGGUCUGGGAAAGGCACUACAGCUAUUCCUGAUAGAGGAGUCUAUGGACCUCUCAUUUCUGGCAUAUCGAUAACUCCAAACUUCCAGGUCGAUGAAGGAGGUGGAGGAUUAUCUGGAGGAGCCAUUGCCGGGAUUGUUGUUUCUUCAUUUUUGGUUGUUCUCCUGAUUUGUGUGUUCAUCUUCAUGCGAAGAAGAAGAAAGGAUGAUGGAAAUAGUGCAGAACUACGUGGGCUUGAUCUUCAAACUGGAAUGUUCACAUUAAGACAGAUCAAAUAUGCCACUCAUAACUUUGAUCCUGAAAAUAAGAUUGGAGAAGGAGGUUUUGGCCCGGUCUAUAAGGGUAUGCUAUCAGAUGGAGGUGUGAUUGCAGUGAAGCAGCUCUCGUCCAAAUCGAAACAAGGCAACCGUGAAUUCGUGAACGAGAUAGGGAUGAUAUCUGCAUUGCAACAUCCCAACCUUGUCAAGCUUUAUGGAUGUUGCAUUGAAGGAAACCAGCUCUUGCUUGUGUAUGAAUACUUGGAAAAUAACAGUCUGGCUCGUGCCUUGUUCGGUAAGCAGGAAAACAAGCUGAAGCUGGACUGGCAAACAAGGAAGAAUAUACUGCUGGGAAUUGCAAAGGGAUUGGCUUAUCUUCACGAGGAGUCGAGGCUGAAAAUUGUGCAUAGAGAUAUAAAAGCAACUAAUGUCUUGCUCGAUAAAGAUCUCAAUGCCAAAAUUUCGGAUUUCGGGUUGGCCAAGCUUGAUGAAGGAGAGAACACCCACAUUAGCACAAGAAUUGCUGGAACCAUAGGCUAUAUGGCUCCGGAAUAUGCAAUGAGGGGUUACUUGACGGACAAGGCAGAUGUGUACAGCUUUGGUAUUGUUAUUCUGGAGACCAUGAGUGGAACUAGCAAUACCAACUACAGGCCAAAGGAAGAAUUUGUGUACCUUCUUGAUUGGGCUUAUGUGCUGCAAGAGCAAGGCAACCUGCUAGAGCUAGUUGAUCCAGAACUAGGCAGAAAGUACUCAAAAGAGGAGGCAAGGAAGCUGCUGAACUUAGCUCUGUUGUGCACCAAUCCAUCUCCCACGCUAAGGCCGCCGAUGACCUCUGUUGUUAAGAUGAUGGAAGGGAAAGCUCCUGUGCAAGCUCCAAUCAUCAAGCGAGGUGAGAGUGAUGCCAGUAGCGCAGACGCGAGAUUCAGAGCGUUCCAGACACUGUCGCAGGAUAGCCAUACCAACAUCUCAAACGUGUCGUGGGAGAGCAGCGAUCCAGGUCAGAAGAGCAUAUCGAUGGUUGAUGCACCAUGGACAAUGAAUUCAUCGGCGGUGAGCAAAGAUGACCAUGAUGAUGAUGCUAGCCAUCUCUCCCAACCUUCCUCUUCCACCAGGCUUCUUUAGGAAGGUUACAGAGAGUUCGUUCUUAACUUAAAUCAGUUAAUUUUUACCUCAACCAUCUGUAAUUCGUUCUUUUGUUUGCAAAUGAAAUUUGGUGAAAGAUCGUUAUGGUAUGUACAUGAAGAAAGUUGUUUUAAUCCUUAAAGGUUUGUGUAUGCGAGUGAUCAUUUUGCUAAAAGCAAGAAGAAAUUUAGGUACUCAUUUGUCUUUUGAAGUUGUAAGUGACCAUUUUGCUACAAACCUCAAAAUUGAGAGACCAUUUCAGCUACAUGAUGGGUUAUUUGGAUUUAAGAUAAAAGUCUGUUCGUCUGUAUUCACAUCUUCUGUGGGCUGUAAAUUCUACAGCCAUAUUUACACUGCAGGUUUACACUGUUGAAUGCAACCUUCAAAACUCGACAGCACUGUUUAUCUGCACAGACAAGGCUGGUCGACUAACACCUGAGAGGGGGCUCUCUAGUUUCAAAACGAUCCCGGAACUCCCGACGUUACCAUUCCACUUAGACCUGCCAAUCUAAACUGAUGCAAAUACAGAAGGCUGCUGGACAAACGCACAGCCACAUAUCAGAUUCAGCUGCUCAUUCAGUGAAUGCUGUAGUUCAGCUCGCACGCCAGGAUUGCUACCACCAAACGAAGGGCACAAACUGAACUGAAGUGUUGGUUUCAUCAUAAGACCAGAUCUAUGCCAUGCUAAGUUUUGUGCAAAACCCAAAGAAAAUGACUUGUCGGGCCACUGUAUCGCUGGGGUUAUACGGGUUCCCCACUUGUUCUGGUGAGAGAAGCUAAAUCUCAUUUCACCAGGAUAUUGACCCUGAGCUUGCAGAAGUCCCCCAAAGACCGGUAGAAAAGCACUUGUCGUUAGACCUUCACCAGAUAUGUAAGUUAACUGGCCAUUCGGAAAUUGCAAAUCGACAAACGAACAAGCUAACGGUUUAAGGCAGAGCAUUGACAUCAGCAACCACCUUCUAUGCUUGGACCACACUGCUGGGCAUAAAGAAUGCAUGCCAUUCUUCCUAUCAUAGCCAUACCAAAGCAAGUGCUGCUUUGAUAGAUGAACAGGUAGAAGAAGUGUACUAUCACGAACAAAAAGUACUGGACCAAGUUGAACUAGGAAGAGAGACGAAUUCUCAUUUCCUGAUGUGGAACUGUCAUGUGAUGCCUCCAUUCUCCAUAAAUCACCCCUAGCAACCAUAGAGCUCUCCACAUUGCCAGUUCUGCUCUCAUAAGUUGAUGUAAAAUUUAAGGUUCCCUGAGGCUUACUACCCCCCAUAAGACCAAUGGACUUCAAAUCAAAGGUCCCCAAUUCACCAUCAGCUGUUCCUCCCUCAUCUCCACCAGCUGCUGUACUGAUGUAUCUCCCUUCAUUCUCCACAAACCCAAACUCCUUCAACUUCGUAUUCACCAGGUCCAACUGCCCUUCAACGCUCAAAUUGACAUCACUUCUCCUGCUCUCUAUCCUUACCCCAACCUCCAUACCCUCGUCGUGUUUGAAUGGAACAGGCAACCUCCUGAAGAAUUGCUCCACCAAACCAUUCAAGCCAGCUCCAAAUUCAGCCCCCGCUUGUCCAAUUUUGUUCCCAAUAUCCAGAAUAGCAGAAACCCCAGCGAUCCCAGUGUUUCUGUUAUCCGCCAACACUCCGAAAUCCAUGGACUUACUAAUAAAACUGUGGCCGGGGAACUCGAGAUCGAAGAUCUUCGAUUUGGGAGCGUUCGCCCAUGGAAUCGCGGGUGGGUUCGUCAUAUGCGUGUGGAUAAGACCCGUGAAUCCCUGCGCCAGCCUAUCCGCGAGGUCAUGGCCUUGCCGCUGAACCUCCUCCCACGCUUCGAAUGAUCUCUCCACAGACAUCGCCACAAACAGCAACAAAAAGAUUCAAAGCUUCAUCCGAAAGUUCAAAACUUUAGAAAAAGGAAACGGCAAAGACUGCGAAUUGAGCUGCCAGAAGUGAAGAAGCUGGAAGCAGUACCGCCUGAAGGGAAAGCGAACAAGGGAAAUUAGGGUCUCUUUCGUUUGUCCUAGAGAUGUAUAAAAGCUUUGAGAUUUGGCUAUGGCGGAGAGGAAUUUUGGCUAUCAGACAAGAGGGUUUUCGUCAAAUGGGAAGGACCUCUGUAGAACGAAAAUUGACGGAAUGGGGAAUUGCAACCAAGAGGAGCCCAUGCCCAUCAAUAUCUGCAGAUGUUCAUCUCUAUCCCCUUCCCCCCACAAUUUCCAGCGGCACUCCAUUUUAG